CACAGCCUUGCCGGCGAUUCAGCUUGAUUGGGCCGCUUGCUCGACGCUCCAGCACACCGGGUCCAGCGAGGAGCCGCAGGACUGCUCCGACGCGCUGCGCCUACACUCCAGCGCCGCCGCGGCAGACAAGAAGCGGCCAUGGCCUGGGGCGACGACGAUGAUGAAGAGGAGGCCCUGCCCGCGCGCACCGAGACGGCCGUGAAUGAAAAAGGCUUUAAGACCGUCGUCGAGUGGUCGCGGAACGCGGCGGAGCAGAAGGUGAAGACGACCAAAGAAAUCUUCGUCAAAGUCGUCGAGACGCGCGAAUCCAAAGCUGUCCAAGGCAGAGUGCAACGUUUAAGAAACAACCGCUUCGGCAUCGCCGGCCAAGAAAAAGAUGAUAGCAACGUGACCAUCGUCGCCCACAACGACGAGCGCGUAACACUGGAAGAAGAAGGAGGCGAAAACGAUACCCAGCAAAACGCGGCCAAGGCGAGCAUGAACGAGUUCGCCAAAAAACAGAUGUGGCGCAAGCUCCAGCAGAAGUACGGCGUCGAGGGCGAGGGCGGCAGCAUGCCUCCUGGUGAUGAUGCUGCUCCCGCUGCCGUGCCGGGCAUGCGUACAAGCUAUGUGCCUCCUUCCAUGCGCGGGCAAGCGGGCGCUGGGGUGGCCGGCUCGGCGUUGGCGCGCAUGGCGGCGAUGCCCCAAUAUGAUGAUAGGGAUCAGUCGUCGCUGCGAGUGACGAACAUUUCGGAAGAGACGACCGAGGCAGAUUUACAGGUGCUGUUCGCUCCUUAUGGUCGUAUAGCUAGAAUCUAUCUAGCGAAAGACAGAGAAACGAUGAUCUCGCGCGGCUUCGCCUUCGUGUCGUUUGUGCAUCGCCAAGAUGCCGAACGCGCCAUGGGCGCGCUCCAGGGCCACGGCUACGACCACCUGAUCCUCAAGAUCGAGUGGGCGAAGCCGUCCGCGCCGAAGCCCGACGCCGGUGGUGGCGGCGAGGGCGGCCUGUCGUCGGGCUACACGUCGGGCUACGGCAAGGCGCUCGCGCAGGACACGAAGGAACGGGUCAGUUACGCGUCGAACCUGACGGCGAACCGCUAGUUGCACGAGUAAGUGGGA
Molecule: messenger RNA, 1098 nt
Organism: Pelagomonas calceolata
Lineage: Eukaryota; Pelagophyceae; Pelagomonadales; Pelagomonadaceae
Source: the annotation of a GenBank genome assembly